Messenger RNA from Saccoglossus kowalevskii, 630 nucleotides. Its product is annotated as nucleolar protein 12-like. The record is from RefSeq and is a predicted model, not a curated record. Gene Ontology annotation, cellular component: nucleolus. NCBI's taxonomy places the organism in Eukaryota, Metazoa, Hemichordata, Enteropneusta, Harrimaniidae. Gene Ontology annotation, molecular function: rRNA binding.
UCGAAGUCAACAUCAUGGCCGCGGCUUCUCAUGAGUUUCGACAGAAGCAUCCAAAAAACCGGAAGAAUAAGUUUAAGUUGGUCUUUGAUGAAGAAAACAGAGCUGAAUUUCUCUCUGGAUUUCACAAACGUAAGGAAGAAAGAAGGAAGAAAGCUCGAGAUGAUGCAGAAAGAAAAUUGAAAGAGGCCAAAAGGAAAGAAAGAGAAGAAAGGAGGAAAAUACUCAAACAGAAAUUGCAUCGAUAUCAGAAUUCUGCGUCUUUUCAUGCACUUGAUGGUUUACUGAAUCCUGAACCCACUAUGUAUGACCACCCAGAGCACACAGUUACCGUGACAACUAUCACAGAUGUGAAUCUGGAUGAAAAUUUCAUAGGUUCAAAUGAGGUUGAUUAUGUGAAAGAUGAAGAGAAAAAUGGAGAUGAAGCAGAAACCACAGAAGACAAACACAAAAAAUCAAAAUUAACACAGAUGAGCAAGAAGAAGAAGCGCAUUAGAUUUAUGCAGUUGAAAAAGAUUAACAAAAAUAAAUCCAAGAAAAAAGGACAGGCUGGACGGGAAAGAAAGAAAAAAAAGAAAAAGUGAAUUUAUGAAGAUAUCAAUAAAAUAUGUUUGUUUCAACAAAGUAAAAAGU